Messenger RNA from Aspergillus puulaauensis, 1299 nucleotides. Its product is annotated as Zn(II)2Cys6 transcription factor domain-containing protein. NCBI's taxonomy places the organism in Eukaryota, Fungi, Ascomycota, Eurotiomycetes, Eurotiales, Aspergillaceae. The record is from RefSeq and is a predicted model, not a curated record. Gene Ontology annotation, molecular function: DNA-binding transcription factor activity, RNA polymerase II-specific; zinc ion binding. The transcript has a single exon. Bases 1 to 1299 code for a protein of 432 amino acids. Gene Ontology annotation, biological process: regulation of DNA-templated transcription.
AUGUCCAACAUGUCCGAAUCACAAGCCCCUAAGAAGAGAGCUGCCUGCGAUCGCUGCCGCACCCAGAAGCUGCGAUGCCUGCGAGUACCAGGCCAUCCCACCGACUCGUGCAUCCGAUGCGUACGCUCGCAGAUGGAAUGCAUCACCAGCUCGUCCAAGCGUCCUGGCCGUCCAAGGAACCCUGCAAAGCACCCCGAUGCAGCUGCUUCGGCCGCCACUGAAACGAACCCUGCACUGCCUGCGGUGGAUAUACAGAUACAGUCCCUCGAUUCUGUUGACGACUGGUUCAACUUUGGCUCCCUGGAGACUGACUAUGACAUCUGUUCUGCUGCGUGGAACUCGGUGGAUUCAGGGUUCCCUAUGGAGGGCAUCGCUACAGCACACUCCAUAUCUUCAUUAUCCACGCCUCCUCCUCUCGUCCCUUCCACCACGCCCACCUUUGUCAACACCGUUACUGCCGAUACAAGCCUGGAUGAGCAGUCUGCCCACGAGGCUGAGCAACAAGACGCAGAGAUGCUGCAGCUGCAGCUCCUGGCUCCUCAGCCCUUUAUCGGCAACUUCGACCACGGCUUGCGUCUUUCAAUGCUGCAACGCGAGCUCUCCAAGCAACUAUUCACACUGAACUCCAUGCCCUGGGACCUGACUAGAGUCAUGCGUUUAACCUGCCUGCACGACAUGGACCAGUCCAGCCCCGGCCAUGGGGGUUCCAAAUCAAAUCCAUUAGCAAGGAUCGCCAAAAGCUCAGCGGAGUUCGCACAGCUUCUCUGGUCUGUCCAAACCCCAAUCGCAGGCGAUGGGGGAAACAGCACAUCGAAGAGCUCAAGUCCACUGUCUUCCAUCCAUCCACGCAUGAGCAUGGCGGACCUGCUCACCAUCCUGUCCUGCCACAUGUUGACCAUCUCCAUCUAUGAUUCGAUCUUCUCUCAUUUCACCGAACAGGCCUCGCACAACCCGGGCGCCGUCAAUAUCGUCCUGCAGUCAGCGCCGAAGCUGUUCCUCGGGGGCAUCGCGGUCCCGCCGCGGCUGGAGAUGCUGAGCCACCUGCUCUACUGCGUUGCAAGCAGUCAGCUUCGGCCGAUAGAAAUGCUAUUGGGUCUCCCCGAUGAGUGCUGCGUCUCGCUGAAGCGAAAUAGUGCCAACAAGGAAAAGCAAACAGGCCUGUUCAAUGGGCAGAGUGGCCAGCUGCUGUUCUCCACCCUGAUGCAAGUUGAGACGGAGAGGGCAAAUGAAGAACGCGGUGGCUUGGGCGUGAUCGAGUCGCUGAAGGAGAAGAUACGGCGGAUCCAGAGUCUCGAGUGA